UAAGCAUAUAGAUAAGAACAUCUGGUUUUAUGACAGUCACAGAAGAACUUUGAAUCUGCUAAAACGUCACAAAGAAAGUAUUCUCCAUAGUCAACACAUGAGUAGAUCUCCACCAGCUAACUGAAAGCCAGAUAUAUUGUUCCGUGCAAGAAUGAAGACUUUGCAGACUACUUUUUUUUUGUUUGUGUUUGUACCUUUGGCAAAUUCAGCACCACCUAUACAGCAAGAAUCACUCCAGUUUUAUGAGUAUGAUACAGAUGUUACCAUGGGAAGCCUGAUCCAACAAGAUUAUGAAAUGCAAUCCAAGGAUAUAAGAAAGGAUGGAACAAAUGUUUCUCUUGACACUUCCCUAAUACUGCAAGGGGAUGACAGCGAACGCAAUGUACCACCAACAAAGGAUACAAAUUUACCUACUUGUCUGCUCUGUGUGUGUUUAAGCGGAUCAGUGUACUGUGAGGAAAUAGACAUAGAAGCUGUACCCCCACUGCCAAAGGAAACAGCGUAUCUUUAUGCACGAUUUAACAAAAUAAAAAGGAUAGCAGUCUCCGAUUUUGCUGACAUUACUACCUUGAGAAGAAUUGAUUUUAGUGGAAACAGGAUAGAAGAAAUAGAAGAUGGAGCCUUUUCAAAGCUUCUGUUAUUGGAAGAACUUUCUCUUGCUGAAAAUCGACUUCUAAAACUUCCUGUUCUACCUCCCAAACUGACAACAUUUAAUGCAAAUCAAAAUAGAAUCAAGAGCAGAGGAAUCAAAGCAAAUGCUUUCAAGAAGCUGACAAAUUUGGCCUACCUCUACUUAGGACAUAAUGCACUGGAAUCUGUUCCCCUUAACUUACCGGAAAGUCUGCGUAUUCUUCACCUUCAGUACAACAAUAUUACUACAAUCACCGAUGACACAUUCUGCAAAUCUAAUAACACACGUUACAUCCGCACACAUAUGGAUGAGAUAAGGAUGGAAGGCAAUCCGAUCCUCUUGGCAAAGCAUGUUAAUGCUUUUUCCUGCUUGAGAACACUGCCUGUAGGAACAUACUACUAGCCACUACUUACGUAAUUAUACAUGCCAAAACUUAAACAUGGUAACAGAAGAUCAUUCUAUUUCCUCUGUUUACACAUUUAUAUCCUCUCUCUUACUAAUGUCGUUUUCCCUGCAUACCCAGAACCUUUUACUAUGUUGAAAUGUGGUUCUCCCCUGAAAUAGCUAUUUCAAAACAGCCACUUUAUUUAGUAGUUACAAUGUCACCCAUGCUUUCAGAAACUUUUCUGUCAAUGAAAGUGUAAAAAUACAUGUAUGUACAUACAUA
Messenger RNA from Nipponia nippon (crested ibis), 1298 nucleotides. It is a transcript of the gene OGN, whose product is annotated as osteoglycin. NCBI's taxonomy places the organism in Eukaryota, Metazoa, Chordata, Aves, Pelecaniformes, Threskiornithidae. Gene Ontology annotation, molecular function: protein binding. The record is from RefSeq and is a predicted model, not a curated record. Gene Ontology annotation, biological process: bone development; articular cartilage development. Gene Ontology annotation, cellular component: extracellular matrix.